CUUGACGCAACCUCUAUGUACCCAUCCGGGGCUUGCUGUUCUUUCGUGUUCCAUUCUCCAAACCAACCGACCUCCUUCAAAGUAAUUUAAUUGGAUGCGACAAAUUACUACUGAUUGGUGGCCAACGCAAUUCCAAACAUCAAGUCAAAGAGUGGAAAUGAGGAGAGGAAAUCCAGGUCACGUCGAAUAACUGAAACAAAAGGAAAUGAAGUUCUCACAUGUCUGCCCGAGAAGCGCCAUGUUUGCCUUGGGAGCGUCACGACGACUGCGCUCACCUCCAGUUCUCCCGGCUGAGUCCCGCAAACGUCCCUGUAGAAGAACUUCACCCUGAGAAGCAGGACCACCUCUACGUUAAACAGAAGGAGGAGUCCGAUAUGCCGUUGAUCAAACAGGAGGCGGAGCCAGAGACCUCUGACAUCAAAGAAGAAAAACAGGAAAUUGAAAUCCUCAAUUUUCCAAUGGGUGUCGGUGUGAAGAGCGAAGAAGACGAAGGACCAAGCGAAGAGAGCGGAGCAGCGAACCCUUUGAGCGACAGCUCAUUUCAGCACCAGACAACAAAAGGAGAGCAACCGGACGGCCUCUUAGCUCCGCUUUCGGACAGCGAUGACUUAACGUCACAUUUUUCUGACUUUAAUACUGAUGAGGAGGAGGAUGACUUUGACCAAAAUGCUUCAAAAUCCAUAGACAAGUCAUCAUUUAAAAGAGACGCAAAGGAAGGCGUGGUUGGGAAAUGUUUUCCCUGCUCACUUUGUGAUAAAACAUUUCCUUGGAAAUGCAACUUAAAGGCACACAUGCGUAGACACACUGGAGAGAAGCCUUUUGCCUGCACACUUUGCGAUAAAAAAUACUCCAUGAAGGCAAAAUUAAACAUACACACAAGAACACACACUGGAGAGAAGCCUUAUGCCUGCACACUUUGUGAUAGAAAAUACUUUACAAAGGAAAAUUUAAACUAUCACACAAGAACACACACUGGAGAGAAGCCUUUUGCUUGCACACUUUGUGGUAAAAGGUUCACAUAUCAGCGACAUUUAAACCUUCACACAAGAACCCACACUGGAGAGAAACCUUUUGCCUGCACAUUUUGUGGUAAAAGAUGCACCCAUAAGGCAGGUUUAAAGUAUCACAUAAGCACACACACCGGAGAGAAGCCUUAUGCCUGCACACUUUGUGAUAAAAAAUACUCCACGAAGGCAACAUUAAACAACCACACAAUAUUACACACUGGAGAGAAGCCUUAUGCCUGCAAACUUUGUGAUAAAAAAUACUCCACGAAGGCAAAAUUAAACAUACACACAAGAGCACACACUGGAGAGAAGCCUUUUGCCUGCACACUUUGUGGUAAAAGGUUCACAAAGGAGGGAAAUUUAAACAUUCACACAAGAACACACACUGGAGAGAAACCUUAUGCCUGCACAUUUUGUGGUAAAAGAUACACCCAUAAGGGAGGUUUAAACUAUCACAUAAGCACACACACCGGAGAGAAGCCUUAUGCCUGCACACUUUGUGAUAAAAAAUACUCCAUGAAGGCAAAAUUAAACAUACACACAAGAACACACACUGGAGUGAAGCCUUUUGCCUGCGCACUUUGUGGUAAAAGAUUCACCCGUAAGGAUGAUUUAAACAUUCACACAAAAACACACAGUGGAGAGAAACCUUUUACCUGCACACUUUGUGAUAAAAAAUUCUCCACAAAGAAAAUAUUAAACAUUCACACAAGAACACACACUGGAGAGAAGCCUUUUGCCUGCACACUUUGUGGUAAAAGGUUCACAAAGCAGGGAAAUUUAAACAUUCACACAAGAACACACACUGGAGAGAAACCUUAUGCCUGCACAUUUUGUGGUAAAAGAUACACCCAUAAGGGAGGUUUAAACUAUCACAUAAGCACACACACCGGAGAGAAGCCUUAUGCCUGCACACUUUGUGAUAAAAAAUACUACACGAAGGCAAAAUUAAACAUACACACAAGAACACACACUGGAGUGAAGCCUUUUGCCUGCGCACUUUGUGGUAAAAGAUUCACCCGUAAGGAUGAUUUAAACAUUCACACAAGAACACACACUGGAGAGAAACCUUUUACCUGCACACUUUGUGAUAAAAAAUUCUCCACGAAGAAAAGAAUAAGCAUUCACACAAGAACACACACUGGAGAGAAGCCUUUUGCCUGCACACCUUGCGAUAAAAGAUUUUCUCAGAAGAAUAAUUUAAAAAUACAUAAGUGCUCACACACUGGAGAAAAGCCUUUUGCAUGCUCACUUUGCGGUAAACGAUUUGCUCAGAAAGGACAUUUAGUAAGCCACGCAAGUAGCCACACUGAGAAAAAAACCUUUGAAUUCUAGCGUGUGACAAAAUAUUGUGAUUCCUGCAUUUGCAAUGGAAAAAGCAUUUCAAUUUCAUUAUUCUCUUUCUCACGAGCCUCUUUUGAAAAAGUUGUUCAUGAUUUUUCAGGUGCUGUUUUGUUUUUACAACUAUCCAAUUCAUAUAUGGCGGAACACACAGACAAGGUUGAAGUGGCAGCUACUGCUCUUGCACCCCUCUUUAAAAUAAACUGCUGUAUUUUAAGCCAAAACAACUGUUGUGUUUGAUAGAACAAUAUGUCUAUAUGCUGCCAUAGCAGAAUCAUGGCGCAUUAAGCCCCCGAACUAUUUUUAAUAUGUCCGUUUUA
Messenger RNA from Corythoichthys intestinalis (scribbled pipefish), 2668 nucleotides. RefSeq names its product oocyte zinc finger protein XlCOF6-like. The transcript is spliced from 4 exons. Gene Ontology annotation, biological process: regulation of transcription by RNA polymerase II. The record is from RefSeq and is a predicted model, not a curated record. The coding region runs from base 219 to 2342 and encodes 707 amino acids. Gene Ontology annotation, molecular function: RNA polymerase II cis-regulatory region sequence-specific DNA binding; DNA-binding transcription repressor activity, RNA polymerase II-specific. Gene Ontology annotation, cellular component: nucleoplasm. Lineage: Eukaryota; Metazoa; Chordata; Actinopteri; Syngnathiformes; Syngnathidae.